UCGGCCGAAUAUCGUGAUUGAUGGAUUGUACAAUACUUCGGUACGAGGGAUUGUUGUGAAAACCAAUCCCAGGGUUUCAAACGGUUAGCGCAAAGCACUUCUCGUUGAGCGCUGAAGAACAGGGGAGGAGAAGGCGGCCAGGGUGUGCGUUCAACGGGAAGUUGGGCGUCAAUCCCUGCCAGCCAUUUGGAUUUGGGAGUGACUGUGUGAUGUGCCACAGCCGCUCACGUGCAACACCAGGCAACAACACCAACACCUUUGCCGGCUGCGCCAUCUUGGAUUGUCUUGCGGUUCUGCAAACGUGGAAGCCAUGAGGCAGUUCCGAGCUAUGGGGACAACAACAUCGUUGUCGACGGCAGUACCAGUCCUGCCUCUCGAGAUUACCGAGGAGAUACUGUCGGCUUUGGUGGACGUCUUUGACGACGACCCGGCCUACCAAUGGACCACCCUGCGCCAGCUCUCGCCGCAUCAGAAGCAUCGCAUUGAGCGUCGCUUCCGUGAUUUUUGGCUUCGCCACGUUUCGUUGACUCUGUAUUAUGAGUCAACAUCAGACAACACGGACUUCAAUUUUGACGGUGUGAGCGAAAAGCCAGGGUCGCCCGAGAUGGCUUCGUUUGUCUUCCAGGGCUGGCGGUCGAUAGCGCGUCCGGAACGCAACACACCCGAACUCCUCAAACGGUACUGGGCAAACUACACUUCUAGAAAUCGCAACGCGACCAUCAGGCUGGGCGAAGGUGUGCUCAAUGGUGGAUUCGCUGGCGGUUACAUCCUCAACGAUACCUAUCUCUCAGGCCUAGAAAUAGACGAUAGCGGCCAAACAGUGAGGAUCAGAUGGAAAGAGGCAAUUAACGAGCUGAUGCGAGAAGAAAUGUUCUUGCGAAGGAUUACGCCAAGUCUUCUAGACAAUUUUCUUCAACAUUACCUUCUCUCAGACGAUCAAUCCAAUUCUCAACCUGCUUCUCUGAAACUACAGCUCCGAGUGCUCGCCAUGGAAGUCCAAGCCGCUCGCCGAGUGGAGGGCCUUCUUCAUCGGCUGCGAAAGGAGGACCCCUCUGGCAAUACGAAACCUCACUUUGGGAGGAAGUCAGCGCGUCUUCACAAACAACCAGUCCCUCACGAUUAUGAUGAUUCCCAGGGGGACCAGAGAUACUCCCGUCGCCCCCACCCCGACAUCUUCGAGGUCUGCAGCCAGGAGGAGAGCAUGAUUCCGCAGCUUCCGAUUUUCCAAGACUGGCUUGAUGGAGGGGUGGAAGACGAAGUCAUGUACGAUCUACUUGGCGAGCAGUUCGGAUGGCGUUGUUGCCAGGUACAUAGGCGGCCAGACGAUGUUAGGUUCCAGCAAUAUCUCACUCACGUGUGGAAGGCGGCUUGGGACUUCCCCCGCUUUUCGAUGUUGCCGUGGUCGGUUCCAUCGGAUUGGACCGCCGGGGAGACCCCAUCUAAGCAGCUGGACCGUGAGUUUGUCGCUGGACACCUUCGCAAGACGGGCUAUCGGUGGAGUGUUAUUCACUGAGCGUGUUUCUUGGAGCACACUUCGCUCCUAUUUAGGUUGUCAGCCAAUAUUACCACGUUGAGCUGCAGGAUUGAUCUAGCCCUUCAGCACCAGUCUGUUUCCUCCUAUCGUUCGCUGUAUCGACAGUUAUGGCAGUCGCUUGAUUCGGAAAACAGUUC
This is a messenger RNA of Phialemonium atrogriseum, 1671 nucleotides long. RefSeq lists its product as uncharacterized. NCBI's taxonomy places the organism in Eukaryota, Fungi, Ascomycota, Sordariomycetes, Cephalothecales, Cephalothecaceae. The transcript has 2 exons. The record is from RefSeq and is a predicted model, not a curated record. Bases 311 to 1513 code for a protein of 400 amino acids.